This is a messenger RNA of Salvelinus namaycush (lake trout), 1665 nucleotides long. RefSeq names its product zinc finger protein with KRAB and SCAN domains 8-like. The record is from RefSeq and is a predicted model, not a curated record. NCBI's taxonomy places the organism in Eukaryota, Metazoa, Chordata, Actinopteri, Salmoniformes, Salmonidae. The coding region runs from base 56 to 1237 and encodes 393 amino acids. The transcript is spliced from 2 exons.
AAACGGACAGAAACCAGGAACUAGCUACCUCGGAAGCUACUAAACGUAAUCUAAAAUGUCUAAAAUACAGCUGUUAAGAGUGUUUCUCAAUGAGCGAUUAAGAACUGCUGCGGAGGAGAUAUUAUGGGCAGUUGAAAAAACGAUAGCAGAAGAAGUUUCCCGUUCAAAUGAGGAAAAUGACCGUCUACAGAGGCAGCUUGAAAUCGCUCUCAUAAAGCUAAACAGAGCAGACAUCCUCCAACAGUCAGUCUCGGAACAGGUUCCCCCUGAGCAGCAGCAGGAGUGGAGCCCCAGUCUCGGACAGGAGGACCCAGAGCCUACACAGAUAAAGGAGGAACAGGAGGAACUCAAUACCAAUCAGUGGGAAGAGCAGCUUCAAGAGCAGGAAGAUGAUACCAAAGACUCCAUAUUCACUAAUGCCUUUAUGGAACCUGACUGUGAGGACCCAACUCGGCACUCAUAUCUUUAUCAAGCCCAGAAUGACGGAAAAGAAGAGAGAGACUCUCUACCCAGCACCUCAACUGCACAUAUCAAAACAGAAACUGGUGGAGAGGACUACAGAUUAUCAGGACCAACCAGUGAUUCUCAGCCUAAUUAUGCAAGAAAUCCAUACUGUUCUGCAGCUCAGAGGGAAAACAUUGAUUGGAUGGGAGUCGGAGGGCCUCCGUCAUGUUUUAAACCAGUCAAAUCAAAGAAAAGAUGGACAGGAAAAAGACAAAGCUCCCAUAUGAAUACUAAGGGUAGAAAAUCCACAGAGUCGUCCGAUCUGAAAUCACCCAGGCAAAGGGAUAAUGCUCCUUGCCGUUGUAAAGUGUGUGGAAAGUCUUUCCAGUACAUGGGUUCAUUAAUGAAACAUGUGCAAACUCAUACAAAUGAGAAAGAACAUAUUUGUGGUGUGUGUGGAAAAUGUUUUGAGUCCACAGAAAGUAUGAAACAUCACAUCCAAACUCACAUUGCAGAUAGGAUGUGUUGUCAUGUUUGUAGUAAAUGCUUCACUAGCAAUAGGGAUCUGAUUGUGCACAUGAGAACCCACACAGGGGAUAAACCGUAUCAAUGUUCUGAUUGUGGCAAAGAAUUCAGCGUUCGCAAUAGUCUGAAAAGGCACAUGAAGAUUCAUGCAGGAGGUAAAGGAUAUAGCUGCAGUCAUUGUGACAAGUGUUUCAGCACUAGCUUCCGUCUGACAUUUCACAUGAUGAGGAGUCACAGGGGUGAAAUCAUACAGGUGUCCUGUAUGUAGAAAAACUGCUUUACCCAAUCAUGUGUAAUCAGAAAAGUCACACUGGGGAAAAUGUGUAUGAGUGCAGGGAUUGCAGUAAAUAUUUCAGUGACAGUGGCUGCUUGAAUUUCUAAAAAGUCCACACAGACCACUGUCAUAUACGUUGCUCACCUAAAUCUGUAUAUUUCUAAAAAGUCCACACAGACCACUGUCAUAUACGUUGCUCACCUAAAUCUGUAUAGUCCUAAUGCUGGAGUAACUCGCCUUUGAAUGAGCCUCGCUCGCAAAAAGAGACAACGUGUGUUUUUGGAGUUCUAUUAUGGUGGGAGGAAAGGAAAUUAGCUACUAAUGGUAAUACAUCUAAAACAUAAUAAAAGUACUGUGAUUUCAAGUAUGUUUUAUUCCAUUGAAAUCUGUUGAGCUACUUUUUAAUGCCCAAUAAAUAUAAG